ACAUUGUUAUUUCGAUUUAUUCCCGAACGAAUAACACUGAUACGUUGUAUGUAUACCGCACACAAGUUCGGUCCAAGACGAGAAUAGUUUUAAAAAGAUAGCAAUAUGGAUGGUCCCGAUCAGCUGAGGAAUUUGCAACAAUUGAAAAAGUUAAAGUUUGACGAUGAAAAGUAUAGAACGGCCACGUCAAUGGAUCAGGUCGAUACAGAACGUCGUGUCGAAAAAUGCUACGAUCGUUUUGAGCAGCUACGUUAUUUGGAUAAUAGGAAGGCACUACCAACCAUACAUCGUUUGCAGCACAUCAAAUUCUUGGAGAAUAUGUUGCGAUCGCUGUCAACAAAUUAUGAAUGCUUGGACAGUAGUCGACCAUGGUUGAUUUAUUGGAUUUUAAAUGCUGCACACUUGUUAAAUUCCCGUUUUCCAGACGAUUUGUUAUCGCGCGUUGUAAAAUUUUUAGUCAAAUGUCGUUCAAAAACUGGUGGAUUUGGCGGUGGGCCGGGUCAGGUGCCACAUUUAGCCACAACAUACGGAUCGGUUAAUGCUCUGUGCAUAAUUGGAACACCAGAGGCAUAUGAUGCCAUCGAUAAACCGACGCUGUUAAAUUUUUUGUAUCGUGUUCGUGAUGAUAAAAUUGGUGCCUUUCGCAUGGAUACAGACGGUGAAAUUGAUGUACGUGGCGCAUACUGUGCCGUUUCUGUAGCAAAAUUAGUAAACAUAUCGGCUGAAGAGGAGGCGAAACUGUUCAACGGAACCGUCGAUUGGAUUGCAUCGUGUCAAACGUAUGAGGGUGGAAUGGGAGGUGUUCCCGAUAAAGAAGCGCACGGUGGCUACACAUUUUGUGGUAUCGCUGCACUUGCGUUGCUUGGAUCAACGGGCAAAUGUAAUUUAGAUGCUUUACUUAGAUGGACGGUGAAUAAGCAAAUGAAAUUCGAAGGUGGCUUCCAAGGAAGGACAAACAAACUGGUUGAUGGAUGUUAUUCGUUUUGGUGUGGAGCAAUCGUACCUAUCGUUCAAGCUAUUAUCAGUAAAAAAGAACCGUAUUUGAGUCGAAUACUCACGAAACCCGUAUUCGAUGUGAGAGCAUUGCAGGAGUACAUAUUUAUUUGUUGUCAACGUCCAUCAGGCGGUUUAAUCGAUAAGCCUGACACACCGCCCGAUCUCUAUCACACAUGCUAUACACUGAGCGGUGUUUCAGUUGCACAGCAUUCAGAAGUUGAUGCCGAUCCAUUUGUUAUAGGCGAUAUACUGAAUAACGAACUAUUGCCAACACAUCCAUUAUACAAUACGCCACCGAAGUGUGUUUGGCAGGCAUUUAUGCAUUUUCAGAACUACGAUGACGCUGGCGAAUGUAGUUCCAAUGGUGACCAAACCAAUCAAGACAAUGGUGACAAAGGUGGCUUAAAUGGCCAUCAAUAAAAAAAAGAAGAAGAAAAUCAACCAGACCAUGUUCCGUUCUAUCCAGUUACUAGAUCAAUUUUAUUUACCUCAUCAUUUGUACUUCGGUUUCGGUAGCGCAUUUGUUUUAGACUAACAAAUUCUAGAUUAGACACCACCAUGAAUAAAACUUUUUUUUAAACCAUG
Sitodiplosis mosellana (orange wheat blossom midge) is the source of this 1581-nucleotide messenger RNA. RefSeq names its product protein farnesyltransferase subunit beta (gene Fntb). The record is from RefSeq and is a predicted model, not a curated record. The transcript has 5 exons. The coding region runs from base 106 to 1416 and encodes 436 amino acids. Gene Ontology annotation, biological process: protein farnesylation. Gene Ontology annotation, molecular function: protein farnesyltransferase activity. Gene Ontology annotation, cellular component: protein farnesyltransferase complex. Lineage: Eukaryota; Metazoa; Arthropoda; Insecta; Diptera; Cecidomyiidae.